UUGUUGCUUGAACGACCGACAACCAACAACGACAACAACAAAAACCAACAAGAAAUAGAAGAAGAGCAGCAAGGAUGACGGAACUUCAAUUGGACAACAGUCAACAGACAGGCGACGCUGACGUCGACGUCGACCCCGCUGUUGUCAAGGCCAUAACAACAACGCCCAAGGCUACAACGGCCAAGCGUCGCCAGUUUGCCGGCGACGGGGAGGCCGAGGAGGGUUUUCUCUCCACCUCGCCGGAUAGCGCCAAUGGGGAUGCACACGCGCACACGCACACGCACACACAUACGCACACACACCCUCACACACAAACACACGAAUUGCAACAGCAGAAGUGCAGCGGCGUCGGCGUCGGCGUCGGCGGUGUCGUCACUACAGAGACGCCAAAAAGCGCCAGACAACUGCUGUUGCAAGCAUUUCAUCAGUGCAACAGUGCGGACCAGUGUGUGUCCUUGAACAAUAUACUGGACUGCUUUAAGGCGCCCGUCUCUGAGGAUCAGGCCUGGGCGCUCAUCUAUCAGUUCACAGCGCUCUAUCACAGAGUCGCCACCAAGGCGCUGCACUGCCCCAGUGGCGAAUACGAGGCGCAGCUGCCAACGCGUUUCGAGCUGCACAUGCAUCGCGACGGCAGUGUUCACUUCUCCGGCAAGAAACAGCAGCAGCAGCAGUUGCCACACAAAUCGAAUGAGCAACAGCAACUGGUGGAGGAGGAGGAGGAGGAAGAACAGGUGCAGCCGUUGUCGCCGCGCGAUGACAGCGCCAGCAGCAGCGGCGACAGCAGCGUCGUUAUUGGUCGAGCCUUUGACAACAACAAUCAGCACACGCCGCUUGUCUCUUCGCAUAGAAAGAUUAUGAGCGAGCUGGCUGAAGUUGUUUAUGCUGCGUUGGAUUAUAACUUUGCAGAUGAGGAAUGCCAAAUGUCACAGGAACUUGAAAAUCUGUUCCAUUUCAUGACAGCCGAUGAAAACGACGAUGACUGCAUCGAUGAGGGCAUCGAGGAGGGCGACAAACGCUGGGACGAUGAGACGGAGGAGGAGCGCAACAAUACCAAAGAACUGGAGCAUGUAAUCGAGACCUGCAGAAAUCAUAUAAAGCCCGCAUUACCAGAGAACCAUUACAAAGCCGUUUGUCGCGCCUUGGUAACGGAAACAAUUGAGCUGCGCACAUUUCUGCAGCAAGUCCUCAACAAAGAUACUGCAAAAUUAAUUAAGGCAUCAGAAUCAUCUCAAAGCACACAGUAUGAGCUGGCGAAGCUGGGCUUCAACGACUGGGCAGGCUUCUGGGUGCAGGUAAUCGAUGAGCUGCGACGCGGAGUACGUCUGAAGAAGCUAAACUACGAGCGGACGCCCAUCGAAUACGAACUGACGCCCUACGAAAUACUAAUGGGUGAUAUACGCGCCAAAAAGUACCAAUUGCGCAAGGUGAUGGUGAAUGGCGAUAUACCGCCGCGUGUCAAGAAGGAUGCCCAUGCGAUGAUCUUGGAGUUCAUCAGGUCACGGCCGCCAUUAAAGAAGGCCUCGGAACGUCAGUUGGGCCCACCGCUCAAGUGUACGCCUUCACCCAGGGAACAGCUUAUGGAGUCCAUUCGCCAGGGCAAGGAGCUGAAACAAACACCGAUGCCAGAAGAGCCACCUCUAAAGGAAAAAUUGCUUCCAAAUUCAACAAACGCGACGUUGUCACGAUCCCGGCAGCGACUCAUCAAAGUGGAUUUCUCAAAGUUGCAGGACGACGAGCAUAUCUUCGAUGAAUCCAGCAUCAGCAGCAGCACAGCAUCCACAGCUGCCGCGCAUCUCGCCGAGCUGCAUCGCUACUCACAGCCCAAGAUGCCGCCAUAUCCGAUCGGUGGCUAUAUGCUGGCCAGCCAGGCGAGACAUGAUUCUGCAGCGAAUGCGAUGCUAAUGCGACCGAGACGCACAAAGGAGCAGCAGCCACAGCCGCAACAGCAGCAGCAGCAGCAAGAGCAAAAACAGCAGCCGCAGCAGCAAGCACAAGUUUGUACGCAGGACGAUUAUCACAGAUACUUCGAUAAUGCCUUGGAAUCCUAUGACCUGGCCACCCAGUGCGAAUCGAGACGCGCCUCGCUGCGUCGCCACACCAUCGUGGGCUGUCAGAGCAACCUGGAUGAGACGCACUCGAUGCCUCCCACUCGUCCCGAGUCUCGUCAAUCGAAUGACGUAAGCAGCGCGUCCAAGGAGCAUUUGAAGCAGACACCCGAUGCGCCACAGUCGCUUGAACAGCAGCACCAACAGCAACAGCAACAGCAGCGACGUGAAAUGUCUGGAACUGGAGCUGGUGAAACGGCGUCGCAUUCAACAUCCUCGCUUGGCCCAUGGAACAAGUCCUUUAUGGACAAACAGACCUGGAUGGAACGUGGUGAUGAUCGUCUGUCUGUCACACUGGCGGAGAUCGUCCACAUACGUUCCGUCAUGACGAAGGCCGAGCUGGAGAGCCUGCCCAUGGAUGUGCGCGUCAAGGAGGAUGUUGAAAAGCGUCGUGUCUGCUUCCUGUGCCUCCGCACACGCUUCUCCUUCUUCGGCCCCUACGGCAUCCAGUGCAAGCUCUGCCAGCGCACUGUCUGCACCAAAUGUUACACCAAGAUGCGCAUACCCUCAGAGCAUUUUCGCAAUGUGCCCCUGGUGCUGAUCUCACCCUCGCUGCUGUCCAGUCCGGCCAGCUCGAGCACACCAUCGCCAUCGCAUCACGCUGCCCACCAUUCUGCGCACUCCUCAUCGACGGGCAACAUCAUGGACGAUCAGUUCCCCAAGUCGCUGAUCGAGCGCCUACUGCGUUCCGAGUCAGAUCGCAAGACUCGCAGCACAGUGGGCAGUGCACCCUCGUCACCCAAGCACCAAAGAUCAAACAUGAGCACGCCGGGCAUCAGUGUUGGCCCCGGCUCAACGGCCGGCGCUGCAGCCGCUGCAACUGGCCAGGCCGUGGAGGCGCUGCACGAUCAGCAAUCCAUGUCCGCCUCCUACUCGGCGGCGAUGCGACCGUCUGGUGUGCAGCAGUACCAGCAAAAGCAUCAGCAGCACUACAACAACGUCAUGUCGCGCAGCAUGGAGGGACCACGCAGCCUGCCCGUGCAGAGUCCGGCCUAUCGACCGCUCUCCAACAACAGCACACUCGAGCGCAAAUCGCGUUUCUCGCGCGGCUUUGCGCUAUUCUCGUCGGGCAGCCAUUUGGCACAGACGCAACAGGAUCAGAAGGAGAAUCUGCGCGGCGAACAGGUGACCGUCUGCAACGAUUGCCAGGGCCUGGUCAACGAGAUCACCAGUUCGGUGAAGCAAAAGCGCAGCUCGGCGCGCAAUCGGACGAUACAGAAUCUCACGCUGGAUCUGACGCCUGUCUGGAAAUAAACUAACAGAUUACCAGUAAACAGGCAGCCUGCAAAACUUCAAACAGAAAAACUAACAUAUAUAUAUAUAGAAAUAUAAAAAUUAUGCAUAUUUUGGAUGGACUGUUGUAUACAUAAGAUUGAGAAGAAGAUACAGAUACAGGCAGAGAGCCAGAUAGAAGAACAGGUUAAAGCGACCGCCUGGAAAUCGUUGUAAAUCGUUAGCCUAGUGAUAAGUAAAAAACAAAACAAAAACAAAAAACGUAGCAAAAAACAAAAGAAACAAAAAUCGCAACGCUGUAUAUUUCUUCUUCCGACUAGAGACUAGCUUGAGCGCGCACCCCACCAUAAAAAUACAAAAUUCGUACAUAUAUACAAUACCGAUACUACACCUACACCUACACACACACAUACACAUAUAAAGAUAUAGGUAAAGAUAAACCGUGCGAUAUGCGUUAAGCUGUACGAUGUCGUUGUUUGUAAUUGUUUCAUUGAUGUAUAAAUGUUGAUUAAGUCUCGUAUAACUCGUAUCUACGUAUAACAAACCUAAACAAAAACACCCGAACAAUACAAUAUACAAUAUAAUACAACAAAAUAUUACUACAUUAGCAGAUAUAAUUAUAUAUAUAUAUAUAUAGUUUAUGAUAAUUAUUCAAAUCCAAAGCACUCCACAGCUUAUGCCUUCGAUUUCGCAUGAGCUACGACGAUUGAAUCCUUAAGUUGCUAAAAGACAAAAUUAUGAAUAAAAAAAUCUUGUGAAUUAUGUGCUUGCACAGAUCUGUAUCCUUUUUGUUUCGUUUUUCCACGUGGAAAACUAAAAAAGUUCGUAUUGUUUUUUUUUUGUUUCUUUCAUUUAAGUAUCCCGACUCCCAGAAAAUUGAUUUAAACUAUUCUCAUAUUCCAUACUAAACUAUCCAUAAAUAAUUAUAAAUUGUGACUAGUUUAAAU
Messenger RNA from Drosophila grimshawi, 4285 nucleotides. RefSeq names its product protein spire (gene spir). Gene Ontology annotation, biological process: intracellular transport; actin filament network formation; polar body extrusion after meiotic divisions. NCBI's taxonomy places the organism in Eukaryota, Metazoa, Arthropoda, Insecta, Diptera, Drosophilidae. Gene Ontology annotation, molecular function: actin binding. Gene Ontology annotation, cellular component: cytoplasmic vesicle membrane; cell cortex. Bases 75 to 3359 code for a protein of 1094 amino acids. The record is from RefSeq and is a predicted model, not a curated record. The transcript is spliced from 16 exons.